This is a messenger RNA of Uranotaenia lowii, 1832 nucleotides long. RefSeq names its product neurofilament heavy polypeptide-like. The transcript is spliced from 5 exons. Lineage: Eukaryota; Metazoa; Arthropoda; Insecta; Diptera; Culicidae. The record is from RefSeq and is a predicted model, not a curated record. The coding region runs from base 252 to 1796 and encodes 514 amino acids.
UACCUAUUCAAAGAGCCUUCCUCCAUGGACCAUCCGGUCGUCGUCGAUUGGAGGUGGCGAUGGAUGGCGGUAGGAACGCGCUAUCGAACAGAUAAGAGAUAUCGGGGGACCGUGUAAAACACUUGACAAUGUCAAAAGUUCAGCAAUCCAAUCACUUUCCUCUAAUUAGUUGGGUAGCAGAUGGAUAUUGCCAGUCUCAGCUGAAGGAAAUCACAAAGCUGGUGAAAUAACAGGAAAAACUACCUCAAAGCAUGGGAUUAAAGCUUAAAUGGUUCCGGAGACGAAUCACCUUCGAGGGAAUCCCGUCAGCACCGGAACGCAAUAACAGACGAAAGGAGCAAAACUCGGGUGUCACCGUUAUCGGAGUUUAUCGACGAAGUGUCAACUGUGAAGAUUACGUAGAACCAAGCAGUAGGUCAUCCUAUUUUUCACCUCCACCGGUUGAUAAACCAGCUAUCACAAAAUCAACUGCGACGGCUACAUCCAAGUUGACAAAAUCAAAUGUAGAGAAACAAUCAAAGACCGUCAUCAAUGACACAACAGAUAAGAUAACGUAUUCAUCGAAAAACCCCGAUCGAGAAGCUGCUAUUCGUACCCCGCCAGAACCCUCAUAUUCCCCUCCUAAACUACCAGCCAAUCGAGGAUUGCCUAAAACAAAAUCAACGCCUAAUCUACAACAGGAAUCGAUAGAUCUUACUUCUCCAAUCAGCCGAUUGGAAACGUCGUCGAUUGAAGUGCUUAAUGAGGUCGUGCCAAGUACUGCUAGGAGUCCGAUUGUUUCACCAGCACCACGUACAACUGGUAUCAAUUACAAUGCACCUCUGCGAAAUACACAGGAAUUUUCUUCCGAAACAUCUCUUGAAGAAAAGCCCACCUUUUCAAUCGAAAAACUUAAAGAUCCAAACAGUGAUGAUCUGUUACGACAACAACCCGAAUUUUUCAACGAAAUUCUUCAAAAAGUUAAUGGCCUGGCUUCUACGUCAAAAGUCAAUUCACAAAUUGAUGAACAACCUCCUAAAAGUUCAAUAUCGUCGGCUGAAACUGAGUCAUUCGACGAUAUAUUCAUGAGGGUGCAAUCCAAACCUCGUGAAGCGAUUUCUUCAAUGGACGAAACUGAACUAAAUCCUCCGGUAAACAUUUCUCGUACUUCUUCAAUUGAUGAUAUUUUCGAACCUCGGCCACCUGAAUUCAGCAGCGACAACCCAUUGAUCGAUUUGGAUUCGAACAGUGUCGAGUACGAAGAACCAGUGCGAAUCGACCCAGCGAUACCGGAACUGUCAAAGAUCGUUCAGGAACAAUCCAUAGAGCCCAAACCCAUCAAGUCCAUUUUGAAAAAACGAGCUCCGAUGCCUCCUCAACAGCAACCAGAACAACGACAAGAGCAAGCGAUCAUUAAAUUCGAAGAGAUUCCUACACCGCCACCAAGAUCGAUUCGAAAACAGGAACCGGUCCCUGUAACUAAACCUAAAGAUACAGAAGAAGAUAACACAGACGACGACGAAGAUGAUGAUGACACUUGGAACCGUGUUUUUAAGCAUCGUUCCAGCAUCAAUCACACACUAGCUGCUCAGGUUGAUCCACAGAUCUUGCAAAACGUGCCGGUUAGCCUGAAGACGGCAGCACCAAGGAAGGUCUCGCCACAAACGAACCCCCGGGAGCUGCUGGAAGAUGCUCCCAAAACGCUGAGAGGAAUGCGAAACACUCAACGAACUCAGCGCGACGGAUUCUUGACGUUAGGGGCGAGCAAUCGCGCUUCACAUACUAGUGACUUUGGGGGUUCAGAAGCAUCGGCUUAGUAGUUUGCCUCAAAAUAAACCAUUAAAUGACUUUUA